UCCCCUCAAACCUCUCCUAUGGUUUAAGACAUCUCAGGAAAGGGGAAGAUAAGCUCCUCCAUCAGCAGAUCAUGGCUCUUAUCUUCAUCAAGUGGCCCACACUUUGGUUACCAGUGCAAUGAGAAAUUAAAAAAAAAAUAGCACACUCUAUGACUGACUGUCAGCUCACAGUCACUCAAAUCAGAACUGGAAUGCCACAAAAACAACUCCCUGUUAGCCCAGAGGAAAAAAAAAAAAAAAAAGAAAGUAAAGGGGAAAUUCAGAUUAGUCACAAAGAAGUUCCCCCGCCUGACUGCAAAAGCUGCAGCAUUAAAACUGAGAGACUCCACUCUGCUCUCUCAAUUGCUUCUUAUCUCUGGUCCUGGGACCUCAUCUGUUUUCUGAUUAAUAUCCUUUGUGUUGUCUCCUUGCCUUCUUUACAGGGAAGAGGCCAGUCCUCAUCUGGGUCUGCCUUUGCCAUAGUUUUCAUUUUCCCUGCAUCCAGAUUUUGAAGAUGGAAGGGGCCCAACUCCAGGAUGGGAAUGUGGGCCACACAGGAGGGUGGAGACUCCUGAAGAACAAGCUCUUGUUGGUGGCCUUACUGAUUCAGGGACUGGGGCUGCUCUUGUGUCUCACCUACAUCUGCCUACACUUCCACACUUCUCAGGUGCCCCUUCAGAGUUCUCUGGUUCAAAGUAUAAGAGCAGGAUUUACCAGAUGUGAAGAUGAGAAAGGCUUCAUUCUGACAUCCUUAGACAAUGACACAACUAUGAAGAUAGAAAACAACACAGUCACUAUUGACUGUGAUGGCUUUUACCUCAUCUCCCUGAAGGGCUACUUCUCAGAGACAAUCCACCUCACGCUUUUCUACCGGAAAAACCAACAACCUCUCUUCUCCCAGAAUAUUACCAAGAUAGUCAAUUUUGUCACGGUGAUCCGUAUGGCUUACAAAGACAAAGUCUACUUGAAGAUGACUUCCCCCAAUAUUUCAUGCAAAGACAUUCAGGUGAAUGGUGGAGAACUGAUUCUCAUCCAUCAAAGUCCUGGGUCAUUCUGUGCCAAUUGAGGAAGCUAUGAAAUGGUGA
Erinaceus europaeus (western European hedgehog) is the source of this 1064-nucleotide messenger RNA. It is a transcript of the gene TNFSF4, whose product is annotated as TNF superfamily member 4. The record is from RefSeq and is a predicted model, not a curated record. Gene Ontology annotation, cellular component: membrane. The coding region runs from base 494 to 1045 and encodes 183 amino acids. Lineage: Eukaryota; Metazoa; Chordata; Mammalia; Eulipotyphla; Erinaceidae. Gene Ontology annotation, biological process: immune response. The transcript is spliced from 3 exons. Gene Ontology annotation, molecular function: cytokine activity; tumor necrosis factor receptor binding.